This is a messenger RNA of Calypte anna (Anna's hummingbird), 4014 nucleotides long. RefSeq names its product centrosomal protein 164 (gene CEP164). The record is from RefSeq and is a predicted model, not a curated record. Gene Ontology annotation, molecular function: protein binding. The coding region runs from base 92 to 3709 and encodes 1205 amino acids. Lineage: Eukaryota; Metazoa; Chordata; Aves; Apodiformes; Trochilidae. The transcript has 30 exons.
GGCAACCCGCGUGCGUCCAUGGAGGCGGCGGCGGAGGCGGCAGCGCGGCCCUGAGCGGGCCGGACCGGACCGGGGAGGGGUCCAGGCAGCCAUGGCCAGGGUUCUGACCCGCAUCGGGGACCAGCUGGUUCUGGAAGACAACGAUGAUGAGACCUAUAUCCCCAGUGAGCAAGAAAUCCAGGAUUUUGCACGGGAGAUUGGGAUUGACCCCGAGAAGGAGCCGGAGCUGAUCUGGUUGGCCAGGGAAGGCAUCGUGGCUCCACUGCCACCCAACUGGAGGGCCUGCCAGGAUAUCACUGGUGACAUCUACUACUUCAACUUUGCCAAUGGGCAGUCCACCUGGGACCAUCCCUGUGAUGAGCACUACAAGCAGCUGGUUGUCCAGGAACGAGAGAAGCUGCUGGCACGUGGCAGCCUGAAAAAGAAAGAGAAGAAGAAGAAGAAAGAGAAAAAAGAGAAGAAGCAGCAGCAGCAGCUGCUGCAGCAACUCACUCCCCCCAGCUCGCUGCUGGCACCCAUCCCCGUGGCCCUGGGGACCUUGGCUCCUCUGCGUGGCUUGGUGGCAUCUCCAUCCAGUGUCCUGCGUGGGCCCCUGCCCUGGGCAGGGGGUGGCAGCCUCAGGGCAGGGACACAGCCCACAGAGAGCUGCCAGCCCAGCAGCCAGCCCAAGAAGUUGCUGGGUUUGGUCUGUGAAGAGGAAAGUCCUGUGAGCACAGCAGCUCUGGAUGAGGGCAGGAAGGAGGAGAGUGAGAAGGAGGGUCUGCACAGGGCAGCAAGACUGUUCAAAAACCUGCACAUGGAUCUCAGUGCCCUGGGAGGCAGCUUUGACUCUGAGCUUUCCAAGGCAUCUGAGAUCAGUGAUUAUGGGAAGGACUUGCAAGCCUCGAAGCUCUCAGAGCCUGAGCUGGACCAGCCUCUGGAGCUGGGGCUGCAGCUGGACGUGGGGCUUCUCUCUCCUGCUUUGGACAGCCCCACGGGCAAGGCCCAGGAGCUGGGAGAAGAGGAAAAAGACCAAAGCAAAGCCAGUGUAGAGGAAGAGCAAAGCAAAAGAACAAAAGCUGCUGAGAGGCAAGCUGGGAAGGAAGUGGAGCACCAGCAGUCCUUGAACCAUCCCAGUGAGGAAUCCCUGGAGAACAUAGCUGCGGAGGUGGAGGCCGAGCUUGAGAGAGAGAAGAUGCGUUUAUUGCACAAAAAAGAGGAGAAAAUUCAGCAAUUCCAGGAGGAGAUGAGGCAGCAGGAGGAGGAGGAAGCUGAGAAGCUUUAUCAGCAAAAAGAAAAAUCCCUCAGGAGUCUAAAGGAAGAUCUGGCGAAAGUCUCUGAGGAGGAGGAGUUGCGUGUCAGAAAGGAGGAAAGUGAGAGACUCUCAGAGCUGCUAGCCAAGAUCACCUCAGAGACCCAGGCAGAGAUGGAGAAGAUAAGGGCAGAGCAAGAGGCCACGCUGCAAAAACUGAGGGAGGAGUGGGAAUCCCAGCGGGUGAUGGAGCAGGAGAGCCUGGAGAAGCAGCAGCAGCUUGCUUUGGAGAAAAUGAAGCUGGAAAUGAAGGAAUCUCAGCAGAAGGAGUUGACUGAGCUGGAACAAGAGAAGGAACGAUUCCUGAGUGAGCUCAAGGAGAGAUUAGACAGGGAAAAGGAAGAGGCAGUAAAAGAGCUGGAGAAGCAGUUUGCAACUGAACUCCAGGAGCUGAAAUCCGCAGCAGAAGAGAAGCAUCACAAGGUCAUUUCCAGCCUGCAAACCCAGAUAGCAGAGGCACAGAGGAGUGAGGAAGCUCGGCUGCGUGACGACUUGCAGAGAGCAGAGCAGAAAGUGCAGCAAAAGGUCUACCAGGUCACAGAGUAUGAGCAUGAGCUCAGCGAGCUGAUGAGGGACAAACGCCGGGAGGUGGAAAAAGACCAUGAAAGUAAAAUGGAGAGGAUGAAAGAGGAGCACCAGGAGGUCCUAGCACGGAUUCGGGAUCAGUACGAGGAGGAGGAGAGGCAGCAGAGGUCAGAGCUGCUGGAGGGGCUGUGCAGGGAGCUGGGGAAGCUCCGUCAGCGGCACGAGCAGGAGCUGCAGGCUCUGCAGGCAGAGCUGGACCAGCGGCUCAGUGCCCUGCAGCACCGGCACAGGGAGAAGGAAAGAAAACUGCGGGAUUCAGAAAACGAGCUUGAAAUCCGCUCAAAGAACGUCCAGGCCAGGGCAGCACAGCUCCUCAGGCAGGAGGAGUCUCUGAGGCAGAAGAGGCAGCAGCUGCUGGAGGAGGACAGACGGACUGAGCUGGAAAGAGACGAAGCUGCGUUAGCUUCUCAGGUCCGCCUGGAGGAGAACAGGAAGGAGCAUGCCAGCCUCCUGGAGUCCAUCCGACAGCUGCGGAGGUCUCUUGAAGAGCUCCAGGACCAGAAGGCUGAGCUGGAGGCCCAGGUGGAAUUAUUGCAGACCCGAAGCCAGAGGCUGCAGAAACGCAUCAGUGAGCAGGAGGCAGCUGUCAGGAGCAGGCAGGAGGCUUUGAAAGAAUUGGAGGCAGAAGAAAGUGUGGAAUCUCCGAGAAGGAAAACUGAGCUCCACAUUGAAGACCUGAAUGAAACUCCUGAAGCCCACUCAUCCCAAGAGCCCAGUUCCCUGCCUGCUCCAGUCCAGGAGGACAGCAAGCUGCAGGCUGAUCAGGUCAGGAGCUUCAUCUCUGCUGAAGGGAUCUCCCUGAGGAAUGCCAAGGAGUUCCUGGCACGCCAGACCCGCUCCCUGAGGAAGAGGAAGGCGGUGCUGAAAUCUGCAGAGCAGCAGUGGCACCAGGACAUGAAGAAAGCAGAGGAGGUGGUGCAGGACCCUGACAGCUCCCAGCUCCUGGAGGGUGUGCGCAAGAACCUGGAAGAGGAAGCCAAGCAGUUGGACAAGAUGAAGUCAGCUAUGCGGAAAGGACAUGUGCUGCUGAAGAAGAAAGAAGAGAAGCUCAGCCAGCUGGAGUCCUCACUACUGGAGGAGCUUUCAGAUGAAGAUUCCCUGAAGAGUGCUGCCUUCAGGAAGGUGGUGACUUUUGAUCUCAGCAGCUCCGAGGACACAAACAGCACCUCCAGUCUAAAUCUCCAUCUGCCUAAAUUCGAUUUGAGAGCUGAUCUACAGCCUGUCCCACAGCCAGACAAGGUCCAGUCCUUGAAAGGCUCUCUGCAGCGGAUCACCAGUGAGCUGAACGGGGUCCUUGGCAUCCUGGACUCUCUCAGCAGUCACCAAUCUCCACUCUUCACCUCGAUGCCCUGCAGUGGUGUCCCUCUCUCCACCUAUGCCUCCCUGGCAGGGCUGGGGGCAGGCAGCACCCCACCUGCUCCCACUGGGGUGUCCCUGUUGGAGCCGUGGGCCAGGAGCAGUGGGCUGAGCUCCAGCCACCCUCUGGCAGCAGGACAGUCUGUGGACAGCAUCCUGGCUGAGAAAUGGCGCAAGUAUUUCCCCAGUGGGCUCCCAUCGUUCAGUGGAAGCUCCAAGCCUCUGGACAGCAAACUGGGAUACGUACCUGCAAGUGAACAAGUGAGGCUGUUCCAGCACACCCCGUUCCACAGCCGUGACUCAGACAAGAUGAAUAUUCAAGGAAUGAUUGAGACCAACAAGAAAUGGCUAGAAGACUUCAAGAGGGAUUCACAAGUACCUCUCUUCCCAGGUCCAGAGAAGCCCCCAGCCCGCAGCUCCAGCCUGCUUCAGCUAGGAUUGGAUGAAAAUAGACAAAUUAAAGUCUAUCAUUACUAAAAGAAGUCUGUGUUGCAAGGGCUCCCAUCUGUGAGAAGGCAGCUUCAAAGCCGCUCUCUCUGGAGAGGGAUGGUGCUGGUGGAGCUGCUGGUUCUCCUGCUGUUGGUGUUCCUGGCUGGGGCUGAUGGGGUGCAGCAGAGCAGAGCUGAGCAGAGCUGAGCCUCCUCCCACUCUGCUGCUCGGGGGUUGCAUGCUGGCACAGCACUGGGGAAUGUUUACAUGGAAAUAUAACUAUAUUUUUUGAUGAAUGUAAUUUAAAAACUCAUUAAGAAUGUCUUGUAUGUAUUUUUUUGGCUGAUUUUCAU